Messenger RNA from Physella acuta, 1690 nucleotides. RefSeq names its product noggin. The record is from RefSeq and is a predicted model, not a curated record. NCBI's taxonomy places the organism in Eukaryota, Metazoa, Mollusca, Gastropoda, Physidae. Gene Ontology annotation, biological process: negative regulation of BMP signaling pathway; dorsal/ventral pattern formation; osteoblast differentiation.
UGAGUCGGUGCAAGGCGUGGGCGUACAUGUUGAGGUGUUUACGUUUUUUUCUUUAUCACAGCAAACAACGACAAACAUGCUCUCAAUGUUGGCAGUGGUGCUGGUGCUUCAUGCUUUGGCUGGAAUUACCUGCAGUUUACAGACCAAGCCAGCUCAUGAUGGAACCUCUCUGGCACAAACUUUGUUCGGAGGAAACUUUCAACAGCUCACACCCGGCACUAAGGAUCUCAAACCAAAGAAGCUGAUGCGGCGACUGGGAAAAGAUUUCAAUGCCUUCUGGAUGUCAACAGAACUCCCCCACGACCUGCUCAAGCUACAUGUGCAGGCCAAAACCGACUCGGCUUUGAUUCCAGACCUGGAGAGCACCAACCUGCAGGCUUUGGAGCAGACGCUCCGCGCCAAGUACGGGCGCGACAACGUCAGCGGGGACGACGGCGGGGUGGACGCGGUGGAUCAGCUGGCUGGUGGCGGGGAUCUGGUGGAGCACGUGAUGCGGCUGGUGCAGACGUGGCUGGUGGAGAAGGCGUCGUGCCGCGUGUACUACCAGUGGGAGGACCUGGGGCUCCUCUUCUGGCCCCGCUGGAUCAAGCGCGGCCUGUGUCAGCCGCCAGAGGGCGCGCUUCACACAAUGGCCGCCCCCAAACCUGCCGCCUGCUCGUGGCCGCCCGGCAUGCACUGCGUUGCCGCCAAACCGAAGACCAUCCAAGUCCUCAGGUGGGCGUGUCGAUACAAGCCCAUCAGACGGUUGGACCGGAAGCCCAGAUCGACCGUGGCAGAAAACGGAAGUCGGAACAACACGCACCACGAGACGCCGAAUUUCGAUCUCGUCAAAUACAGGAUACAAAACUCGAACGGGUCGGACACCCAUGUCACCAUGCGACCAAACACGUUCAUUCAUCUGCUCAGCAGACACGAGGGGCGGUCGUCUGGUAGAAAGGACGAGUACAAUGAGACCGAGGACGAGAAGAAAAGGGGGACAACCAUGAAAUGCAAAUGGGAAAAGAUCAAACUGCCGGUGACUGAUGAAUGCUUUUGUUCAUGUUAAAAAAAUUCUUCGAUGUUAAUUUAUUUUGAAUUAAUUUAAUCUUCCGAUGGCUAACUCUUGAUGUCAGUCAUAGCUGACCCUUGAUGUCAGUCAUGUUGUAGCGGGUGAAAGUUUGUCUUGAUGUAAGUUAAUUUAAUGAUGGAUGACAUUGUCUGUGUAAGUUUAUCUGAUGAUCUCUAUAUCCCUCAUGACUGCCUGCUAUUUGCAGACAACUAAAUGAUACCAACAGUAAGGAACUAUUUGUAAUGAACUACUAGUAGUAGUAGUUUACCAGUACCACAUGUAGGGAACUAAUAUUUACAACUACUACGAUUAAGGAGCUAAUCGAUGACCAAUUCCAAUGAAUUAAAUGUUACCCCUAUUAUAACAUGAAACACGAAUUAAAUAUUACCCCUAGUAUAAAAUGAAUUAAAUGUAACCCCUAGUAUAACAUGAAACAGCAUAUUCACACUCAAUACCAACACAUUCCCGUGUUUGGAAAAUUUUUUGUAGAUACUUUUUAAAAAAAAAAUCUUCCCUCAAAGAUACAUAUUUUAGAUCCUUGGAUCAUGAAAAAUGUUCCUUCAACCUUGCAGAUAUUUGUCCUCUGCUAAAUGUGAGCUAUUUAUUGUAAUAACUUUAUAACUGAAACCAUAACAGAAUAAA